CUGCUAUGAAACAGUUCUUACUUCAUUUGGACGAAACAUUGAAAUUAGGAAGAAAAUUUAUCAUUCAAGACUUGGACGAACAUCACUUAUUUAUCUCUGCCGACAUUUUAGACACACUUCAAGUUAAAAUAGACGAUUUGAUGGAUCAAAUCAGCUUUCCUCUUGCAGAAAAAGGUGGUCAAUAAACUGUAUACAUAACCAUGACUAUUUCCAAGUCUACAUUACGCGGUUCCAACCGCAUAAGAGAAAAUGAUAAAAGACGCAUUGUUGAUGAGACCUCGCGUAAGCGUCGUCACAGGAAAGUUAUGGAACUCCUCGAAUCUGAUAACUACCAUGAAGACCCCCAUGCGGAUCUUGUUAUGAGCAAGAAAGUUCCCAAGUUUGAAGAUAACUUAGAACACAGAAGUACUAGAACAAAGAAAAGGGAGCGAACCACUGAAUACUACCAGUUCAAGUAUCGUAAAAACUUUCAACAGCUUGUGGAUGAAGACCGGGUAGACGCUGAUAUAAGUAAGAGGGUCUCGUAUAUGGAUAUACAGUGUGAGGAUAGCCCAAUUCCUCCUAGACAUUUCUGUGCAGUUUGUGGGUUUUUGGGACAAUACUCUUGUUUGUCUUGUGGGACUAGGUAUUGUUGUAUUAGGUGUAUGGACACUCAUAUUGAUACUAGAUGUUUAAAGUGGACUGCUUAGUGUAUAAUUGUAAUAUUUUUUAAAUAAAUUUUUUCAACAUU
Messenger RNA from Diabrotica virgifera virgifera (western corn rootworm), 730 nucleotides. RefSeq names its product zinc finger HIT domain-containing protein 1. Gene Ontology annotation, molecular function: nucleosome binding. NCBI's taxonomy places the organism in Eukaryota, Metazoa, Arthropoda, Insecta, Coleoptera, Chrysomelidae. Gene Ontology annotation, cellular component: Swr1 complex. The record is from RefSeq and is a predicted model, not a curated record. The coding region runs from base 201 to 689 and encodes 162 amino acids. The transcript has 2 exons. Gene Ontology annotation, biological process: chromatin remodeling.